AUGUCAAUAUUAUAUCCAGCAGUUGUAAUAGAUAAUGGUUCUGGUUAUUGUAAAAUAGGUAGAGCAGGUGAAGAUGCACCAAGAAGUUGUUUUCCAACUAUUGUAGGAAGAUUAAAAUAAAAAGAUGUCAUUGGUUCUACACAAAAAAGAGAUGCUUAUAUUGGAGAUGAAGCACAAGUCAAAAGAGGAAUUUUAAAUAUAAAAUAACCUAUUUAAAAUGGAAUAGUAUAUUGUUGGGAUGAUAUGGAAAGAAUUUGGCAUCAUGCAUUUUACAAUUAAUUACGUGUAUCUCCUGAGGAUUAAGCUAUUUUUCUGACUGAAGCUCCAAUGAAUCCUAAAUUUAAUAGAGAAAGAAUGAUAUUGAUAAUGUUUGAAACUUUUAAUGUUCCAUCCUUUUAUGUUUCCAAUCAAGCUGUUUUAUCACUAUAUGCAUCUGGCAGAACUAUAGGAUUAGUAGUUGAUUCAGGAGAUGGAGUAACUCAUUGUGUACCAGUUUUUGAAGGUUAUUAAAUGCCUCAAGCUAUUACUAAAAUAGAUUUGGCAGGUAGAGCAUGCACAGAUUAUUUAUCACAAAUUCUAAAUGAAUUAGGCUAAUCAUUUACUGAAUCAAAUAAAAGAGAAAUCGUUUAAGAUAUUAAAGAGAAACUUUGUUACACAGCAUUAGAUCCAAUAGAAGAAGAGAAAAUAUAUAAAGAAAGCAAUGCUUAAAAUAGACCAUAUAAAUUGCCUGAUGGGAAUAUUUUGAUAAUUUAAAACUAGAGAUUUAGAUGUCCUGAAAUCUUAUUUUCACCUUAAAUAAUAGGAUUAGAAAUUUCAGGAAUACAUUAUUUAUCAUAUUCUUCUAUUAGGAAAUGUGACCUUGAUAUUAGAAAGGACCUAUACAAUAAUAUUGUAAUAUCUGGAGGUACCACUCUUUUUCCAGGAAUAUAAGAGAGGUUGAAUAAAGAAAUAACUAAUUUGUUACCAUCAUCAAUAAAGAUUUAAGUGAUUGCUCCCCCUGAAAGGAGAUUUUCAGUUUGGAUUGGAGGGUCUAUCUAAUCGACAUUAUCUACAUUCUAACCCCUCUGGAUUACAAGAUAAGAAUAUGAUGAAUUCGGUCCUUCAAUCGUUAACAGAAAAUGUUUCUGA
Molecule: messenger RNA, 1128 nt
Organism: Paramecium primaurelia
Lineage: Eukaryota; Ciliophora; Oligohymenophorea; Peniculida; Parameciidae
Source: the annotation of a GenBank genome assembly